AUGAACCCAGCAAUGAUGAGGACUGUUUCGGUGACGGCGCGGCGAUUGCUGAUGGCCAACAACCGACCCGUUCUGCAACAAUUCACUGCCGUUCGUGGCUAUCGAGGCGACAGCGGUGAUGGCGAAACCAACUUGUCGGCCGCAGAAGAGGCAUUGGUCCGCAAGGGCAAACCCGUCGACGAGGCGAUUCGUGCCCGACACGUUCGACCAGUCCAACUGAAGGAGUUGUCUCCUCAGAAUUUGGCAGAUUUGCAGGCGAAUGCUUCUGGCAGUGGAACCAGCACGCAAGACUUGGAGUUGGAAAUUCGCCGCAAACGAUUGAUUUAUCGUGCCAAACAACGUGGCUGGUUGGAAGUCGAUAUCCUGUUGGGAGCUUGGGCGAGUGAAAAUGUUCCACAAUUGGAAGGAGAUGAAUUGGAU
This is a messenger RNA of Seminavis robusta, 420 nucleotides long. Lineage: Eukaryota; Bacillariophyta; Bacillariophyceae; Naviculales; Naviculaceae. The record is from the annotation of a GenBank genome assembly.